AAUUCGUCCAUAGUCGAGCGCAUUAUCAUCAAUCACCCAAUUCAACACGGGAGCCCUCUAUUCAACAUCAGAAUGACUGACUUUAUCCUCACUCUCUCCUGCCCCGACCGUCCGGGUAUCGUGCACGCCGUGACCGCGUUCCUGGUCCAGCACAACCUGAACAUCAUUGACUCAUCGCAAUUCGGCGAUCCGACAUCGCACCGAUUCUUCAUGCGCACGCAUUUCUCCGCCGACAAGAAUGCCACCGAGAAGAGUAUCGACGAGCUGCGUGAGGCCUUCGAGCCCACGGCCAAGUCCCUCUCCAUGGACUUCCAGCUCGUCCCCGCCACCCAGAAGCCCCGCGUCCUGAUCAUGGUCUCUAAGAUCGGCCACUGCCUCAACGACCUCCUCUUCCGUACCUCGACCGGCCAGCUCGCCAUCGAUAUCCCCCUCAUUGUCUCCAACCACCCGGACUUUGCCAGCCUUGCGGCCACCUAUAACAUCCCUUUCAUCCAUUUGCCUGUCAACAAGGAUACCAAGCCGCAGCAGGAGGCCCGCAUCCUGGAGCUCAUCAGCGAGCACAACAUCGACCUCGUCGUCUUGGCCCGCUACAUGCAGGUCCUAUCCCCCACCCUGUGCGAGGCCAUGUCCGGACGUAUCAUCAACAUCCACCACAGUUUCUUGCCCUCGUUCAAGGGCGCCAAGCCUUACCACCAGGCCUACGACCGCGGUGUCAAGAUUAUCGGUGCCACCGCACACUUCGUCACCAGCGAUCUGGAUGAGGGCCCGAUCAUCGAGCAGAACGUCGUCCGCGUCAACCACGGCAUGAGCCCCAAGGAGCUGACCCACGCUGGAAGCAACGUCGAGAGCAACGUGCUGGCAUCCGCCGUGAAGUACUUCUCCGAGCGGAGGGUGUUGCUCAACGGACACAAGACUGUGGUGUUCAACUAGAUGUUUCAUGGAUAUAUGUGUAUAUAUAUACCUUACAAGGCUAGGAUAGACAAAAAGGGCGGAUAAAUAAAACACAACCUUCUACAGUCA
Aspergillus pseudotamarii is the source of this 1020-nucleotide messenger RNA. RefSeq names its product formyltetrahydrofolate deformylase. Gene Ontology annotation, biological process: 'de novo' IMP biosynthetic process. The transcript has a single exon. Bases 73 to 930 code for a protein of 285 amino acids. NCBI's taxonomy places the organism in Eukaryota, Fungi, Ascomycota, Eurotiomycetes, Eurotiales, Aspergillaceae. Gene Ontology annotation, molecular function: formyltetrahydrofolate deformylase activity. The record is from RefSeq and is a predicted model, not a curated record.